AUGGCUAUCCACGGUGCUUCUCUGGAAGGCCAGGUUGCCAAUGCACCAGGCUUGUCGAGUACUGGUCUUGCAAUACCCCAAGAUGCAGGGGCAGCCUCAUCCUCCAUCAUUAGCAGCCUUAUAGGUGAUAACCCCUACUUCCAGGCUGGUUUCGGUCUCAUGGGCGUCGGCGUUGGUCUAACUGUACUUCGCCAAGGUCUGGUCUUUGGUACUACCACACUUCGCCGGCGUCUCCUUGUAUCAUUAGAAGUGAACAACAAAGAUCGCGCAUACGAGUGGUUUCUCGCAUGGCUUGCACAUAAUGCACAAUCAGCUGCUCCAACUUCUUCUCGAAGAACCGAGUCUUGGUUGCGCAGUCAUCAACUAAGUGUCGAAACUGCGGUCGAGCAACGCAGCAAUGGGAGUUCUUCUGUUCUAUUCAGGCUAGUCGCGGGUCCAGGAACGCAUUGGUUCAAGUACGGCGGAGCUUGGAUGCAGAUGAAAAGAGAACGUGAGACCCGCUCGAUGCAACUCAUGUCGGGCACGCCAUGGGAAACUGUGACAGUAACAACACUGUCCAGAGAUCGCCAUCUUUUCUCGAAGCUCCUCGCAGAAGCACGUGACCUUGCUCUCCGCGGUCAAGAAGGAAAACUCGUGAUCAGAACCGCAUGGGGGAUCGAAUGGAAGCCAUUUGGUCAACCUCGGCGAAAGCGUCCACUACACAGUGUCGUGCUGGAUACGGGUGUAAGUGAAAAGGUAGAACAGGAUGUCAAGGCGUUCUUGCAACGGCGUCAAUGGUAUGCGGACCGGGGCAUCCCUUAUCGAAGAGGAUAUCUCCUGCAUGGCCCUCCUGGUUCAGGGAAGACUUCCUAUAUUCAAGCUUUGGCAGGAUCGUUAUCGUAUGACAUAUGUCUACUCAAUUUGUCAGAACGAGGACUCGGCGAUGAUAAACUCAAUCACCUCUUUAUACUCAUCGAAGACGUGGAUGCCGCAUUUAACAAACGCAUGCAAACAAGUGAGGAUGGGUAUCAGUCCUCUGUCACAUUCUCUGGCUUUUUGAACGCUUUGGAUGGUGUUGCCUCGGGAGAAGAGCGGAUUAUCUUCAUGACGACAAAUCACUUCGGAAAUUUGGAUCCUGCACUCAUCAGACCGGGGCGUGUUGAUCUAAGCGUGCUUGUUGAUAAUGCGUCACCCACACAGGCACGCACGCUCUUUACACGUUUCUAUGGCGAUAGUGAGUCUGUCCAACCGGAGCUUGUAGAACGCAUGGGGCAGCAGGUAGAGGAAUUAACUGUCAAAGAGAUGUCUAAUGGGAGGGAAAUUAGCAUGGCUGCCCUCCAAGGCUUGUUCAUCAGGAACAAUGCUCAGGAUGCGGUCAAGACCCUCCCCGAGCUAUUUGUGGAUAGACGGACAUGA
This is a messenger RNA of Suillus subalutaceus, 1395 nucleotides long. Its product is annotated as BCS1 N terminal-domain-containing protein. Gene Ontology annotation, cellular component: mitochondrial inner membrane. The transcript has 6 exons. Gene Ontology annotation, molecular function: ATP binding; ATP hydrolysis activity. NCBI's taxonomy places the organism in Eukaryota, Fungi, Basidiomycota, Agaricomycetes, Boletales, Suillaceae. Gene Ontology annotation, biological process: mitochondrial respiratory chain complex III assembly; protein insertion into mitochondrial inner membrane from matrix. The record is from RefSeq and is a predicted model, not a curated record. Bases 1 to 1395 code for a protein of 464 amino acids.